Molecule: messenger RNA, 4524 nt
Organism: Osmerus eperlanus (European smelt)
Lineage: Eukaryota; Metazoa; Chordata; Actinopteri; Osmeriformes; Osmeridae
Gene: fam184aa
Product: family with sequence similarity 184 member Aa
Exons: 19
Coding region: 572-3991 (1139 amino acids)
Source: RefSeq, a predicted model, not a curated record
UUGCCAUAGAAAUAGGACAACAGGAUGAGGCUGCUUGUGAGAAUCUGUGUGUACAGAGCAGGCUAGGCGCUACUACAGGGUUUAAAUUAUUUUAAAGGGGGGUGACUAACGCGAAAUACAACUACAUCUCAACAUAACGGAUCAACGCUAAUCCUGGUGGGAUGAUUAACACCGUCGCGUUUACAGAUGCUGAACUAAGAAUGGCCACAAAUGUAUCUUCGCCACACGAAUGAGUUGCAAUAUUUGAUAUUUAUUUAUUUCACAUAUUUUAUAUUUUGUGUUGGCUAUUAGAAAUACAGGCGCACGUUGCGUAGAAUUGCAGCCUGCAGAAGAUAUUUUUUUUCUCCUAAAAACAAAAUUGUGUAUAGAACCGCGCACAGAUUGCAGAAGAUGUUCUGUGCGCGAGCAGAUGGAGACUGCUCGGUCGCACCGUUACAAGAUGACGCUACGGCUUGACGGGCUUGUCGUUAUAGUGGGCUACCGACUACUGAACGGGGAUGAAACAACAGAGCAUGAAACUGGAUGUUAGGUAUUGUUUUUGUACUAACUGACCGUCGUGAAUUAGUUGAAGAUGGCGACUGGAACCGGUUGGCAGCAACCGUACAGUACCUCGCCUGGCAACCCAUCCGUUAUCACCGGAGCAGGGAAAUUUAAUUCAUCCCCAACGUCAAACAUGUUCUACGAGGGAGGAUUAUCGUUGGAGUACACUCAAGACCUCCAUCUGAAAAUGAGUAAGAAAAUAGCGCAGCUCACAAAGGUGAUCUACGCCCUCAACACCAAGAACGACGAGCACGAGGAGGAGAUGGACUCCCUGCGCGAGGCUCACGAGGACGAGGUGCAGCACAUCGUCACGGAGACGCGUGACAAGAUCAUGCAGUACAAGAGCAAGAUGGCGGACGAGGCGGACCUGCGGCGACGCCUGCAGUCCCUGGAGGAGUCUGUGGAGCUGCACGAGCACAUGAAGCGCCAGGCGCUGGCUGAGUUCCAGAUGUACCGGCAGCGCAUGGAGGACUCCCAGCUGUGCACAGAGGCCCAGCACACGCAGCGCGUGGUCUCCAUGUCUCGCGAGGUGGAGGAGAUGCGGCGAGACUUCGAGGAGAAGCUGCGCUCCUUCAGCCAGACGCAGGCGCAGUUCGAGCAGGAGAAACGUCACGCCAUCGAGGAGCUGCGGGUCACACACAGGCAGGAAGUGCAGGAGCUGCUGCACAGCCAGCAGAACCAGAGCGCCAACUCCACGGUGGACCAGGAGAAGCUGGCCGAGCUGCACCGCGCCCAGGUGGACAGCCUGAUGGAGCAGGUGGAGGAGCUGACCAAGGACAAGGUGCGGCUGGUGGAGGAGUACGAGGCCAAGCUCACCAAGGCACAGAGCUACUAUGAGAGGGAGCUGGAGGCCAUGAGGCGCUCCCAGCAGAUCACCGCAGAGAACCUGCUGGCUUGGAAGAGGACUGAGGUGGACCUGAGGAAGGAGUUCCAGGCCCAGGAGUCAGCGCUGCAAAGGACUCUGGGUAAGCUGCGUGCAGAACUGCAGAGAGCCCAGGAGGAGGCUAGGGAGAGCCGAGAUAAGACCAACCGACUCCAGACCUCCCUCACCAACGCAGAGGGCACUGUCAAGAAUCUGCAUAAGCAGCUGGAGGAGGCGAUCCAGGACGGGGAGAUCUGGGUGAUGCAGCUGAAGGACACGGAGUACGAGCUGGACGCCAGCAGGGACAGAGUCCAGCAGCAGGCCAGCGAGAUCCUCCUCAAAGCCAGCCAGAUCGGAUCCCUGCAGGCCACCCAGAUGAGCCACGAGGCCACCAUCAGGGAUCUGGACUGUGAGCAGAUCCGUCUGAGGGAGAAGAUCCAUCGCCUGGACGAGGAGAGGGAGAGCCUGCUCAACCAGGCCCAGGCAGCUGACGAGCAGCACAAGCAGCAAGUCCUGGACCUGGAGCAGUCCCUCCGUGAGGAGCGUCAGGGCUACGAGAGGGAGCUGGGGCGGCUGAGAGGCCGGUACGAGGAGGAGGCGGUGAGGCUGGGGGAGGCGCAGGCCAAGGCUCUGGAGGAGCUGGAGGACAAACACCGGGCCGUGCAGGAGGACGCGCAGAGUGCCGCGGAGCGGGAGAGGAGCCUGCUGGUGGCGGAAAUGGGUCAGGAAUACGAGAUCCAGCGCCUGUCCCUGGAGGAACAGAGGAACCGUCUGCAGCUGCAGCUGGAGAACCUGAAGGAGGAGCUCUCUGCCAAGCUCAACAUAGCACAUCAAGAGGUGUCUCAUCUCCAGGAGAUGGUGAAGGAGGGAGAGCAGAACCUGAGCUCGGCUCACUACCAGAUCUCCGGCCUGAAGGAGACUCAGGAGAGACUGUGCACCGAGCUGGAUGCCACCAGGUCCAGGGUUAGAGAGACCAGCAACCUUCUUACCGACCUCCAGGAGGAGAUAGAGACUCAGAAACAGCAGCACGAGGCCAGAGUGAUGUCCAUACGCACCGAGGAGAAGCAGAAAGUGGACAAGAUGGCGGAGGACCUGGACCAGAAGUGGACAGAUGCUCUGAGGGAGGAGCUGCGUCUGUUGAAGGAGGAGCUGGUGGAGGAGUACGAGGCAGACAAGCAGGCAGCCCUGAGCCAGCUGUCUCAGCAGAAGGAGGUGGAGAUGAUGGCGGCUAGGGAGGGGUGGCAGAGGAAGGUGGAGGACCUGCUAGAGCAGAUCUCCCUGCUGAAGCAGAGCUUGGAGCUGCAGCUGUCCCAGUCCCAGGCCGCGCUGCAGCAGCUGCAGGCAGGGUUCAGCCAGGAGCGUGAGCGGCUGUCCCUGCAGCUGGCGGACCUGAGGAGGGAACACCAGCGACGGGAGAAGAGGCUGCAGGAUGCGCACUGCUGCGCCCUCAGCACCAUGGAGGACGCCCGGCAGCAGCACAUCAGGGCCCUGGAGGAGCGUCUGAAGCAGGAGCAGAGGGAGGAGGUGCUGGCGCUGAAGGAGGCUCACAGACGCACCCUGGAGGUGUUGCGCCAGCAGGCCGGGCAGGACCUGCAGACCCUGCGCUUUGAGCUGGAGGACGAGGGCAAGGCCAUGCUGGCGUCACUGCGCUCGGAGCUGAACCACCUCCACGCCACGGCUAUCGAACACCUCCGCCAGCACCAGCAGAAGGAGAACACAGCGGCCAAGCUUCAGCUGGAGGGCACCCUGGAGCAGAGCAAGCAGCAGGAACAGGAGCUGUUUGGUCGUAUCUCGGACCUGCAACAGGAAGUGUGCUGUCGGACCAAUCGCAUCACAGACCUGGACCACGAGAUCCACUCCCUCAACGAGACCAUCGAUACCCUGACCCGGGAACUGGAGCUGAAGGGGAAGGAGGUGCUCCGGGUCCGGAGCGAGGCCAACCACCAGAUCAGGGCUCAUGAGCAGGACCUGACCAGGAGGCAUGAGCGUGAGCUGGGGGAGCUGGGAGCGUCUCAUCACAGAGAGACUCAGAUCAUGCUGUCAGACUUCAACAAGGCCCAGGAGCUGCUCAAAGACAAGAUCUCCGCCCUCCAGAUCCUAUUGGAAGGAACAGAGGACAAGUUCCGGAACCGCGAGAGCCGUUUGGAGGACCUGCAGGUCAUCGCCGAGCUGAAGGACAUGGUGUCAGAGAGGGAGUCCCUCGUCAAGAAACUGGUGGACGAUAAGAAGUUUUAUCAGCUGGAGCUGGUGAACAGGGAGACUGGCUUUAACAAGGUGUUCAACACCAGCCCCAACAUAGGGGUGAUUAACCCACUCAUUAAGCUGAGGAGUGGCAGGGCAGGGAACGGAGACGUCAGCUCUCAAAACCUAAAUGUUGAGGACGAGGAGGAGGGGCUAGGCCCGGGGUCUGCCCCCCCCUCCCCCCUCCACCCCGCCCCGCCCCGCUGUAGUAGCCCUCCGCCCCCGUCCUCCAGCCUUCCUCCGCACCCCCAGCCUGACCUUCAGAACCCUCGGAGCCCUCCUGAGACUGACGAGGUGACCAGUGCGGAGCCGCAGGAGGAGCUUUACGCGCAAUACUUUACGUUCUGACUCCGCCCGGAGGAGACGACCUUAGAGCAUGUGAAAAAGAUAAUUAUUCAUAAAACACACAACAUGGCUCUGCGUUCAUUCAUACACUGUGAACUGUUAUGUUUGUUAAACUUUUUGUUAUUUUUUUUUGUUGCGUUAAAAUAUGAUUAAUGAUGAUGAUGUUUUGUUAUGGCCUGUUAUUAUGCAAUAUCUGCGUCGGUGCAGAAAAAACGUAUUUGUUAAAUAUAAUGCCACUGUAAGGAUCGGGGUCCUUUUUAAAUUACUGUCACUUACUGUCGGAUCUGUAAGCAGUCUUAUGAAUCUGAAUAAUCCCCUGGAAUAUUAAGAGCACUUUUCAUUUUAAUGUCUAAACAGUCAAGAAUGAUGUUGGAAAAGGCUCCUAAUGUGACGGUUUUAAGUGUGUGUUAACAGUUGCAUUCUCCAAAGUGUUAAACACAAAUUAUGUCUUGCCAGUUUCAAAGUAAAUAGCACAAUAUAUCUAUAUUUAUAUUAUACAUGUCUAUUAUAAACAAUAAACAACUAUUGUGACAUUU